CGUAGAGCAGCGAUCGGAUUCACCUCGUCUCCUCGCUCCAAUCGCAGCAAUUUGAUCGCAGAUACUAUCGCCGCCGCCGCCGCCGCAGGAACUGCGAUGCUUUCUCCUUCGUCUUCGUCGCAGCUUCACCACGGUUACCACAACCACCACCAAUACGUAGCAUAUGUGAAAUCCCUAAAUUCCAGUCAUCCAUUUUGCUGUGGAAGAGUCCGCUCCGAGCCCUAAUCUCGAUCGAGAAUCGCACUGCUCGAUGCCUAGCUAUGAAGUCCAAAGUUCUCAACUCGCCAUUGAGAAUCGCUCUGCUCCAAUCCCUAGCCAUGGCGUCCAAAAGCUCUCGACACGAGGAUCAUUGAGCCGUUUCCCCUGUUUCAGCAAUCUCGUAGUGGUCGAAGGCGGCCUCUGGUGGUUGUUGCGUGAAGUCGCCGACUUCAAAGCCUCUGCAAGCUAGCCAUGGACCACGAAAUGGAUUGUGAUUUUCAUGCAAUUGAAAAUACCUUCAGAUUUUGGCGCCUGCUUGGGAAUUGGUCUUGUGUUGAUAUUUGAAAGUAAAGGAGAAUCAUGGAUCUUCUGCAACUCCGAGAAGCAGGUCAUUGUACCUCAAGAAUUCCACUUCGGAAUAGAUCGGCAGAGAGCUACGGCUUGGAAGGCUUGGAGCUUAAUGGUCUUUGAGAAGCAUGAGGACUACAAGGUACAAACUGAAUGCCAUUUGUUUUCUUUCUUUGCAAGCCACUCUGUAUAUGUGUCAACUAAGUUGAUGUCAUCCGAUUGUUCAAAUACUGAAAUAGAUAGACUACUAAAUUAC
Molecule: messenger RNA, 802 nt
Organism: Linum tenue
Lineage: Eukaryota; Viridiplantae; Streptophyta; Magnoliopsida; Malpighiales; Linaceae
Source: the annotation of a GenBank genome assembly